Molecule: messenger RNA, 2438 nt
Organism: Xenopus tropicalis (tropical clawed frog)
Lineage: Eukaryota; Metazoa; Chordata; Amphibia; Anura; Pipidae
Gene: ddb2
Product: damage-specific DNA binding protein 2
Biological process (GO): cellular response to UV; protein ubiquitination; DNA repair
Cellular component (GO): nucleus; chromosome; Cul4A-RING E3 ubiquitin ligase complex
Molecular function (GO): damaged DNA binding
Source: RefSeq, marked provisional
CUUGAGAGGAGAAUAAUGCGAAUGUAGCGCCGAGCUCUCUGCGCUGGGUUUGUGCAGUGGCUGCAGCACGGAGAGGGAUGGGUGGGCGAUAGAGCCGCUGAGAGGAAUGGGUUUGCCCGGCGCUGGGCGCUGAUCUGCUCCGCCUUAUUCUGUCCCUGGAGAGAAGCGCGGUUCGCAUGACAGAUGCCCCCCAAAAGAGCAACACGUGGGAGGAGGAAUGUGGAGCUGUCUUCAGAGGAGGAAGAGGAGCAGGAAGAAGUUUCCCCAGGAAAAAGGAAACGGGACAUAGAGAAAAAUGGUGAAGCCAGGCUCAAGAAACCCUCUAAGAAGAGAAGCGGGCAGCAGUGUGCCUCAGAUGUACCAUGCAGCAGUAAAGAGUCCGACUGUGGUACAAACCUCACUAACAAAGGAGACAAGCAGAGAAGCAUCGUGCACUACCUGUAUCGCAGCACUCUGGGGGGCAAUGUCCGGGCAAAGUACCUGCAAACCCCUUUUCUCCGGUCCCUGGCUUCAUACAUAUUAUAUCGGACCAACAGCCCCUUUGAUCGCAGAGUUACCACUCUUGAGUGGCACCCUACGCACCCGAAUACAGUGGCGGUGGGAUCAAAAGGAGGAGACAUCAUUCUGUGGGACUAUGAAGAGCUCAAUAACACCCUCAUUCCUGGGAUUGGAGCCGGGGGGUGCAUCACCGGAAUGAAGUUCGACCCGUUUAACCCUAAUCAGUUGUACACCUCAUCAGUGGCGGGUAGCACCGUGCUACAGGACUUCUCUGGGCGCAAUAUUCAGACAUUCACCAACACUGAGGACUGGGCGAUGUGGUACUGCAGCCUCGAUGUUUCCGCUGAAAGGCAGUGUGUGGUCACGGGGGAUAAUGUAGGCAACGUGGUCCUCCUGGAGACCUGUGGGAAGGAGAUCUGGAAGUUACGGCUUCACAAAAAGAAAGUGACGCAUGUAGAGUUUAACCCUCGCUGUGAUUGGCUGCUGGCGUCCGCUUCUGUGGAUCAGACCGUGAAGCUGUGGGACCUGCGCAAUAUCAAAGACAAGUCCAGCUACCUGUACACAUUGCCUCAUGCACGUGGCGUCAACUCUGCUUAUUUUAGCCCCUGGGAUGGGGCAAAGCUACUCACUACCGAUCAGCACAGUGAGAUCCGUGUCUAUUCUGCGUGUGAUUGGGCCAAACCGCAGCACAUAAUACCUCAUCCACACCGGCAAUUCCAACAUUUGACUGCAAUUAAGGCCACGUGGCAUCCUCGCUAUGAUUUAAUAGUUGUUGGCCGAUACCCAGACCCGCUCUUUCCAGGCUAUAUGUCAGAUGAGCUUCGGACGGUAGAUGUGUUUGAUGGACAGAAAGGGAAUAUUGUAUGCCAGCUGUAUGACCCUUAUGCUUCUGGUAUUGUUUCGCUCAACAAAUUUAAUCCAAUGGGAGAUCUUCUGGCUUCUGGCAUGGGUUUUAAUAUCUUGAUUUGGAGCCGGGAGAUUCUGUUGAUGAUGAAGCAGGAGGAGAUGAUGAAGGCUUUGAGGGAGAAGGGGGUUUCAGUGGGAAGGAAGGAACUUCCGAAUUCCAGAUUGCCACAUUCCAGCGCUCCCAGAGAGAAGCCUGGGAAUAAAGGCAGCACCACGGAGAGCAGCAAGACCCGGACUGUGAGGGAAUCUUCUAAACGUGGGAAGCACAAAGACCCGGGCAAAUGAACAUAGGCUUCAGCGCCCAACUGGUCAACAUUUCAAACAUGGAGUAUGGCAGCCAGCGCGAUACCACAUCCUUGGGAUUGUUAGGUUGCUGGAGCCGAACCCAUAGUGCCUUAUUGCACUGCUUUAUGUGUUUCAAUACAAGGUUGCGCUGUAUUUUCACAUCCAGAACUUUUUCAUGACUAAAAUGAUUUUUAGCGAGGGUCCCAGUAUUACACCCUGCAUCUCCGCUCUGACGAGUCCAGUCCAGUCAGUGAAUUGGCUUAAUCAUCUGCCCCCUGCUGGCUUCUGGUAUACAUUACUAUUUGCUUUCAGGGCAUGGUAUGUGUUGUCUUUCUAUUUUUUUUUUUUUAUAUUAUAUAUAUACAAACAAAAUAAAUGUGGAUCCAUGUUAAAAUGGAUUCUCAAACAGAAGCGCCUGGGUGCUGACAGACUGAUCAUCCCUUGGAAUCUUGGAUUGCCCAUGAGUCCAGGCCUUCGGAUGAAGACCGCUGCACCAGUGGUUAUUGAACAGUAGAGAACAGGAUCAUGGGAUGGGCAACACAGAUGUAACACAUCCCCUUUAUUCUUGCGUUCAGGUAAGAAGCCGGGGGACACCGUGGAACAAGUGAGACUGACUACCGGUGGGAACUAUUGGCAUGGCGGGGGCGGGGGGGGCUGAUUCUGUUUGGGACAUUACCAUAGGAAUCCUUUAGUUCUGAGGCCAAAAAGUCUUGAAGAAUAUGGAAAAUAAAUGUGACUUCCAUCCUGAA